AUGGCAGACAGACCACCCGUCAUGCCGGGCGGCAUGCCCUCGUCGUUCGACGAUAACCAGGUCAUGAACGAGAAGCCGCUCGUCAAGGUCGUCAGAAAGAUCAAGGAGGAGCCUCUGGUGCCAUUGGGUAUCGGCCUUACCGUCUAUGCCUUCGUGAGCGCCUACCGCGCCCUCCGAAAGGGUGACUCGCAGCAGGCCAACCGCAUGUUCCGAGCCCGUGUCCUCGCCCAGGGAUUCACCGUUGUCGCAAUGGUCGCCGGCAGCAUGUACUACAGCAAGGAUCGCGCCCAGUCCGCCGAGCUACGAAAGCUGCAGGAGCAGCGCGACGCCGAGGAGAAGCGCCAGAAAUGGAUCCGCGAGCUCGAGGUCCGAGACGAGGAAGAGAAGGCAUUUAAGGCGCAGCUCCAUGAGAAGCUCAAGGUCGCCAGUGCUGGGAAGGAUGAGUCCGAGCCCAAGGCUGAGGGUGGCACGGGAGGCAUUUUAGGAAGAAUGGGUCUUUGGCCGUCGGGACAAAAGAAGGCUGCUGAGUCUGAGGCUGAAGUAGCGAAGGCCGAACCAGAGGCAUCGGAGAAGAAGCACAAGAGAGAGAAUCCCAAGAGCUCAUUAGGUGCCCUGGGCGAGGUGCUUUCGUCACAAAAGAAGGAUAAGAAGGGCGACGACGGUGAAGGAAAGUAA
Clonostachys rhizophaga is the source of this 675-nucleotide messenger RNA. The record is from the annotation of a GenBank genome assembly. NCBI's taxonomy places the organism in Eukaryota, Fungi, Ascomycota, Sordariomycetes, Hypocreales, Bionectriaceae.